AUGUCGGUCCAGCCACCCGUCGAUAGCACCAUUCGGGACCCCAUCCCUCGGCCUGCCAAUUCGCAAUCAGAGGUACCCAGGCCAUACAGGGAGCUCUUUAAAAACAAAGAAGCAUCAAAAUUCGUCGAUCCAUGCGAUCAGGCCCGAGCAGACUCGAUGAGAUGCCUCGAUGAACAAUCUUACAAUCGCUCUGCUUGUUCAGAGUUCUUUACGGCUUAUCGGGAUUGCAAGAAAGCCUGGCUGAAGCAGCGAAGAGAGGACCGUAUGGCAGGACGCUACUGA
Mixia osmundae IAM 14324 is the source of this 282-nucleotide messenger RNA. RefSeq lists its product as uncharacterized. The transcript has 3 exons. The record is from RefSeq and is a predicted model, not a curated record. Lineage: Eukaryota; Fungi; Basidiomycota; Mixiomycetes; Mixiales; Mixiaceae. The coding region runs from base 1 to 282 and encodes 93 amino acids.